This is a messenger RNA of Aedes aegypti (yellow fever mosquito), 1288 nucleotides long. Its product is annotated as proline-rich protein 4-like. NCBI's taxonomy places the organism in Eukaryota, Metazoa, Arthropoda, Insecta, Diptera, Culicidae. The record is from RefSeq and is a predicted model, not a curated record.
UUAUGCAACCACAGUUCAUUUGCAACAUGCACUCACUCUUCGGUGAGGAGAAAGGACCGUGGCGUUGAAUGGUUCAUUGAACUACUUUCCGCAAGCCGGCUAGUCCGUACAAACUAUGCUUGCCGUAUUUCAUUACAUGACAGGUUGGCCUAUUUCGAACGAUUCACGUAACCUUGCACAUAUUUUUUUUCUUCUUCGUACAGGCACAAAUCCACGUAAUGGUUGUUUUGGCCACCGCCCUGACACCGGCAAUCGCCGGCUACCGGUAUUCCAGCUUUCACAAUUCGCCCUAUGACGAUGAGGACAGCAUCGAGGACAAUAUUUCGUUGGCUAGCGAAAGUGACGAGAUCAAUCAGAACGCGAUCGUUACCCACUCGCAGAAGCAUGCAACCUACUCGGUGCCAAUCUAUCAGAAGAUUGGUCCGGUGCCACAUCCGAUUCCAGUGGCUGUUCCACAGUACGUCAAAAUCAACGUCCCGCAGCCUUACCCGGUGCAGGUCAACGUAGAGCAGCCGAUCAAGGUACCGGUCUACAAGAUAGUUCCGAAAAUCAUCGAAAGACCAGUGCCCUACACGGUGGAAAAAUCGUACCCGGUUGAGGUGGAGAAACCUUUCCCGGUGGAAGUGCUGAAGAAGAUUGAAGUUCCCGUACCAAAGCCAUACCCGGUGCCAGUCCCGAUCUACAGACACGUUACCCACAAGGAGAACCCACGCCGGACUUGGCGUUGGUGAACUUCUAUGCCAUGUUGUUAGCUAGUGUUACUGUUGACUUAUUUAUUACGCUUCAACUAACUUGUUAUCAAUAAAUGUUAUAUGUUUUGGAUGGGAUUCUAUUUUGAUCAGAAAGAAAUUGUUAGAAAAUACUCACUUCUAUCAAAGUACGGCAGCCAGGUGUACUUUUCGCCUUUGACGGUGUCGUUAUCGUGCUCUGAGCAUUGUUGUGCCCGGAACGAUGGGACUUCUUUCGGACAUGGAUCGGUAUUACAGGUUUUGUACCGGGCACGCUCGCCUAUGCAAAACAAUCCACCGUUUGCAGGCGAAGGAUGAUCGCAUUCGCGUGUUUGUUUGGCAACUCCACCUCCGCACUCUCGAGAGCACUCGCUCCAAGUAUUCCACUCACCCCAGCCUCCAUCUACCGGUGGCGGUGGAUCCUCAACGUCUACACACUGUUGGUUUUGGCACCACUUCCGUUUGCCGCAGUGAGUCCCAGGGGCAGCAGGUCGCAUCAUGGUCAUGCAGACGUCGUCCACCAAGCACCACAGCUGUACGCAGAUUUCGUCCAGUUUGGA